AUGAACGAUGCCGUCAAUCAUUCGCCACCAUGUUCACCAUCAGCUCAACCCACUUUCUCGCCCAAGGAUUCUUGCCCAAUAUUGUCUCAGCAAACUGCAACAUGGUUUGAUACUCUGGUGGGACAUGAUAACUUCACCCAAAUGCUACGUCGUAUGGAAGGCUCACAGAACCUCCCUGCAUUGCAAUUUGAUCUUACUCUUAUGGACCCCCUUCCCUCGGAAGGUACCAUGAAACUAUUCCUCAAAAUUUUCCUUCGCCCUUUGAAUGAGGACGUGUGUCUCUUUGAAGAAGAUAAACUCAUUGCUUUGGCUCAAUGCGGCCCAGGAGCUACCACGAGCCCUGAAGUAAACUGGUAUGCCGCAUUGACCAUUGUAAGCGCCCUUGCCCUUCGCAUCAUGAGCGGGAUGCGAAACGAUCAGUCGGAGGAGUUUCUGCAAAACACCCUCAAGAUACUCCCGUACAUCAUCACCGAGGAGCCAGAUGACAUUGCCAUUGGAGUAUGCUUGUCGACGGUCUUUUAUUUGAUGCUUACAUCGAGAACUAAACUCGCCGCGACUAUCCUGAGAGCAACUGCACAAAUCAUGGUCAAACCAGAACACCGCGAUCCGACGAGCCCAAAUGCCAACAUGAGUUUGGAAACGUUACACAGACAAAGGCUCUUCUGGCAAGCAUACAUCUGGGACUGCGAUAUCUCCAUGCGCUUAGGAAAGCCGCACUGCUUGCCAGACGGUCUUCAUCCUCCGUUGCCCGAGGAACAACCAGACGAUGGCUACACUUCAUUCACGCUGGCUAGUGGAUCCACCAUAAAUUCCCUGCGUGAACAAGUUCUGCUGGCUGAGAUACAAAGCAAGGCGUACCACAUGCUCCGGCCUGAACUGACUUCAAGCCAGUCCAUUGAGCAAAUAUAUACCAGCAUCAACGAACUCAACACGGAGCUCCAAAACUGGCGAGAUCGCAUGCCCGGACUUGGCAAACCACUAACGAGCUUUUCGAAUGGCGGAUCCAGCCUUCUAAGGUGCAUGACGAAUCUUCAUUGCACCUACUUCCAAUUACUUCUUGCGAUAAACAGCGUCGAUUUGAAACAUUUGCCAACCCCCUCCGACGACUCGAGUAGUGGUAGUGUUGUCAUCACUCGCAGCCAUGCUGUUUGCAUCAGAGCAGCGCGGGCUUCCCUUUCCUUGCUAGGCGAGCACGAUAUUCGCCAUCCAUAUACAAUCUACCUACUUGAUCAUUUGGCGUGGAGUGUUGACACCAUCUACAUCAACAUCAUCCAAAACAAAAAUUCGCCAGCAGUGUUGACUGACCUGCAACUGGUCAAAAGAGUGGUGAUUCUCUACGAGAAGUACGAGUCCAAUCGAAAUAGCGUGAAAUCGUACCUCAUGGUGCGAACCCUUCUCGAAGUUGCCUCCAAGGCAAUGCAAGGUGUCCUUCUCGCCAGUUGCUUCCAGAGAGAGUGGCCUGACCCUGGUACGACUGGGCCCUAUCGCUCGAGUCACGGAACUGUGAGGCAGUGGGAUGCGGGCCCAGCACUGCCACAGUCGCCAACUGAAUAUGUGAUGACGGGAUCACUGGUUUCAAGACAACACAAUGUCCCUUCCCCGAUACCGAGCAGCAAGAGGCUAGCUGUCAAUGACUGGUUCACUCGGGGAAUUAAUUCAGUCAUGUAUCAGAAUGAUUAG
Messenger RNA from Ilyonectria robusta, 1680 nucleotides. RefSeq lists its product as uncharacterized. The record is from RefSeq and is a predicted model, not a curated record. The transcript is spliced from 4 exons. The coding region runs from base 1 to 1680 and encodes 559 amino acids. Gene Ontology annotation, biological process: DNA-templated transcription. NCBI's taxonomy places the organism in Eukaryota, Fungi, Ascomycota, Sordariomycetes, Hypocreales, Nectriaceae. Gene Ontology annotation, molecular function: zinc ion binding; DNA binding.